Molecule: messenger RNA, 2405 nt
Organism: Pungitius pungitius (ninespine stickleback)
Lineage: Eukaryota; Metazoa; Chordata; Actinopteri; Perciformes; Gasterosteidae
Product: monocarboxylate transporter 2-like
Exons: 5
Coding region: 105-1481 (458 amino acids)
Biological process (GO): transmembrane transport; monocarboxylic acid transport
Cellular component (GO): plasma membrane
Molecular function (GO): monocarboxylic acid transmembrane transporter activity
Source: RefSeq, a predicted model, not a curated record
GUCAAAUAAAGCAGUAGGCUGAAACUUUUUUUUGGUGUCCGACUGUGAGGAGGAACGUCCUGCUCGGUGAAAGGUAAAGUGGACUCGCAUCGAUACCCGCCAUCAUGCCCCCUGCUCUGGCCAAUGGCUUGGGCUACAAACCCCUGGAUGGUGGUUGGGGAUGGAUGGUGGUGGUUGGGGCCCACAUUUCUAUUGGAUUUGCGUACUCCACGCCCAAAGUCCUCUCCAUUUUCUUCAAAGAGAUCCAACAAAAUCUAGAGGCCAGCUCCAGUGAAAUAGCAUGGAUCUCUUCCAUCAUGCUGGCUGUCAUGUAUGCAGGAGGACCGGUGAGCAGUUUGUUGGUCAAUCGCUUUGGAAGCCGGCCAAUUGUCAUGCUGGGGGGACUGCUAUGUGGAGUCUCUAUGGUAGCCGCUUCCUUUGGGAACUCCAUCGUUUACCUCUACCUUUGCAUCGGCGUGAUAGGAGGCUGUGGACUCUCCUUAAACCUCAACGCAUCCCUCACCAUCAUCAGCAAGUAUUUCCUGGUCAAGCGUCCUUUAGCCAACGGACUGGCCAUGGCUGGGAGUCCCGUGUUUCUCUGCAUCCUGGCACCCGUCAACCAAUUUUUAUUGCAGAUGUUUGGCUGGAGAGGAAGUCUCCUCAUCCUCGGGGGCCUGAUGUUAAACUGUUGCGUCGCCGGGGCCUUGAUGAGACCCGUCGCUCGGCCUCCAAAGCGCCCCACGUCCGCACCACCGCUGAACGAAGCUAAGGAACCGCCCAAAACCUGCAACACGAGGCCAAAAAUGGGCUGUGUGAACAACGGCAAGAAGUUCUUGGAUUUCACCUUUUUCAAGGACCGAGGCUUCGUCAUCUACCUCAUUGGGAACGUCCUGUUCAUCUUCGGCGCCUACGCGCCCAUCGUGUUCCUGUCGGCCUACGCCAUUGACCAAGGCGUGGAGGAGUACUCGGCAGCCUACCUGCUCUCCAUCACGGGCUUUGUCGACAUGUUUGUUCGGCCCGCCACCGGCCUGAUAGCCAGCAGCAAGUGGAUCAGACCCAGGAUCCAGUAUUUCUUCAGCUUCGCCAUGGUUUUCAACGGCACGUGCCACUUGCUGUGCCCGCUGGUCAAGAGCUACGCCUUCCUGGUGACCUACGCGGUGUUUUUCGGCGUGGGCUUCGGGAUGGUUUUUGCCCUGAUAUUUGAAUGUCUGAUGGACCUGAUGGGAAAUCAACGCUUCCCCAGUGCCGUGGGACUGGUGACCAUCAUCGAGUGCUUCCCCAUGCUACUGGGACCACCCACCGCAGGGUUACUGGUGGACAUCUUCGAUGACUACAAGUACCUUUUCUUCAUGUGUGGCUCAGUGAUUGUGACUGGCGGUCUGUUUCUCUUCGUCAUGAACAUCUACAACUACCACAUGCUGGAGAAGGAGAAGCCAGCAAAGGUCAGAGAGCAGAACCAAAUCACCAUGGAGAACCAGGACCAGUUGAACAUCUCAUCCUAAGGAAAGCGCGAAAGCCCAGAGAAAUCCACAGGCGGAAGAAAGCGAAAAAGACGGCACCUCAAAUCUUAACCCGCCAGUCAGGAGGAGGGAUUUAAUUAUUGCCACUGCGAAGGGUGCAACCAGAUGAACCGACUAAAAGGGCGCUAGUCAAAGCUCAAACGAAGGAAAACCUUUUUUUUAAAUAUGAUGAAAAUAAGGCAUUUGUUUUUUUCUUCAUUUAUUUAAAGACUGUUACUGUCUCAAUUCAGUGGGCUGCAUCCUUGCAGGACCCAGCCUUCACGGUAGAUGUUCACGGGGGCAUGAUGAUGUUAUAUAUUAUAAUAUAACAAUUCUAUUCAUAGGUAUUCAAGUGUCCUCCAAGUAAUGUACAUAACCUCAGGAGACUUUCAUGAGAUCUUUUUCCUUUUGAAGUGUUUACGUCAUACAACUGUCAAUUGGUUUUGCACAUGAAAUACUGUAUCUGCCAGCAAAGACAUGGUAGUAUUUAAAGUGUUACGAGAUGGUUUACCGGCGCACAAACUAACAAGACCAUAAGACGAGCCCCAUUUACUCACCGGAUGAUCAUUCCAAGUGAGGUAAUUCAAUAUAGGCGUGCUGUAUAAUCACAUGUUUAGGUUGUCUACAGUUAAAGAAAUAAGUCAUUUUCAUUCUUGUGAAGUCUACAAACUAUUCAGUGAAGCGCUAAUAGUAAACAAAGAUGAAAAUAAUGGUCCCCGACACAGUAAUAAAGUAAAAAGAUACUAUUACAAUUUUAUGGUAUUUCCCACCUUGUUGAAAAAGAGUUAUAUAUGAUAUAAAUGGAGCCCAGUCCAAAAUAUACAGCGGUUGAGUUAAUUAAAGCCUGGGCUACUAAUUGCAUUUUUACGGUAAUCGUUUUUAUAAACUGUUCAAAGGUGUUAUUUGAUUUGAACAUCUUUGCUUCAA